GUUUAUAUUAUUACUUAAUUUCAGAGUGAUAAAUGAUAAUAAAAUAUGGCCUUGCUGAGGAAGUCUUUUACCCAAUGCAUAUCUAACCGCGGUUUGGACAGAGUGUUGUCACAAAUUCGCUUGAAUAGUUCAUACGAAAUAGUAAUUGCCGGCGGAGGUUCCGGUGGAAUAUCAGUUGGUGCAAGGCUAUCAAAUGCACUGGGUAGCGGGAAAGUGGCCAUUAUCGAACCAAGCGAUGACCACUACUAUCAACCAAUUUGGACCCUUGUUGGCGCUGGUGUUAAGCCUAUGUCAUCCAGUCGAAAGGCCAUGAAAGAUGUAAUACCAUCGAAAGCUACAUGGAUAAAAGACAGCGUCGCAAAACUAAAUCCAGAUGAGAAGUCCGUUACUCUUAGUAACGGGGAUACAAUCUCCUACAAAUAUUUGGUUGUUGCAAUGGGAAUUCAAUUACACUUCGAUCGUAUAAAAGGUCUGCCUGAAGCUUUUGAAACCCCGGGCGUUUGUAGCAAUUACUCAGCCGCUACAGUAGGAAAAACACUGAAGGCACUGAAAAAUUUCAAAGAAGGCAAUGCAAUUUUUACCUUCCCAAAUACUCCGAUUAAAUGCGCUGGAGCUCCGCAGAAAAUAAUGUACUUGGCCGACGAAUUUUUCAGGAAGCAGGGAAAUCGAGAUAAAGCACACAUAUAUUUCAAUAGCGCUGGCGCUGCAAUAUUUGCAGUGAAAAAAUAUGCGGAAGCUCUGAACAAAAUUGUUGCUUCAAGGGACAUAACAGCCAACUACGGCCUGAACCUCGUCGAAGUAAAACCAGAUAAGAAACAGGCGAUUUUUGCAAAAAUGAGCAACCCGGAAGAAAAGGAAACGUUCGAUUACGAAAUGCUUCACAUCACACCACCAAUGGCCGCACCCGCGCCGAUUCGAGAUAGUCCUUUGUCAAAUGAGGCUGGUUUUGUGAAUGUAGAUAGCAAAACCUUGCAACACACCAAAUAUCCCGAAGUGUUUGCUCUUGGUGAUUGCAGCAGUCUUCCUACUUCAAAGACCGCUGCGGCAGUUGCAUGUCAAAACAAAAUCUUAGCAACAAAUCUGCUCAGCUACCGUGAAAAUCUACCAAGGUCUGCUACCUAUGACGGAUACACAUCUUGCCCCCUGAUAACCAGUUCCAAAACCUGUAUCAUGGCUGAAUUUGACUACGAUUUGAAUCCAUUAGAAACUUUUCCAGUGAAUCAAGCAAAAGAAAGAAGAACCAUGUAUCAUGUGAAGGCGACUGGUUUGCCCAUAGUGUAUUGGAAUAUGAUGCUGAAAGGACGUUGGGGAGGACCGAAAUUUUAUCGAAAAUUACUUCACUUGGGAAUGUCAAAGUAAUCAUGUCGUGGCCUUUAAAUUGUUGGUGGCUUGCUUUUGUUUCAUUAUGCUUUUACGGUGUCUUCAUACGCCACUGUACCACUUUUUUGUCGUUAGAUUAACAUUUUUAGCUGUCUGAGUAAAUUUUCUAGCUCGAGGCAAAUAUUUUCUGUAAUGUUGUAAUUUGGUAGCCAGUUUAUAAGCAUAUUGAUGUAAUGUUGAUCGACGUCGAAAAGCGAUGAUUAGUCUAAAUAAGACUUUUAUUCAGUCAUCCUAGCCAUUGAGGUUAUGAUUUAUGAGAAGAAUUCCAAUAAAUGUGCACUCUACAUGUUAUGCGUUGUCGCUAACAUAUAAAAUCGUUCAAAAUUAUUAUCAAGGCUCAUUUUAAUAUUGUAUGUGCAAAGUUUAGCGAGCCUUCAUAAAUAAUUCUGACUCGUGAAUAGCUGAGCAUGGUAUUUCAUUAAAUUCAUGUCAUAUGAGGCGUGAAAUCCCAGAAAUAAAGCUAAGUUUGUAUUGGUAAUGACGCACCCCGUCAUUAUGUCAACAAACUGGUCGAGGUGAAUUGUGUUUUCAAUUAUUGCCUACAACUAAGGAAUUAGAUAAAUAACUAUUAUUGCAAUUAUAUGCAUAGCAUCAACAGUAGUUUAUAUUCCAAUUUGCAAUUAUAUGCAAUGUGUUGUAAAUUUUUUGAGUUCAAUAUUUAGCGGCUGAAAUCAAUAUUUGGCACAAAAAACUUGCAUUUUGGCCGAAAUUCUUUAUCUUGGUGCUAAUUUUUCAUGUCGGCAAAGAAAAGUUGAAACUGGCCCUGCGAAUGCCGUAUUGCCUUUACUACGUACAAAAUACCUUUGACAAGCUUUGAAUGUCGACAAAGUUGAUGUAUAUAUUCCGUUCUAGGACUUACUCCUAUUGUCAUUAUAAUCAUGUAUAUAUCUCAGAACCCCAUGAAAGUUUUAAAAUAAAUAUUAAAAUGCUUAUG
Styela clava is the source of this 2314-nucleotide messenger RNA. The record is from RefSeq and is a predicted model, not a curated record. NCBI's taxonomy places the organism in Eukaryota, Metazoa, Chordata, Ascidiacea, Stolidobranchia, Styelidae.